Messenger RNA from Effrenium voratum, 516 nucleotides. Lineage: Eukaryota; Dinophyceae; Suessiales; Symbiodiniaceae. The record is from the annotation of a GenBank genome assembly.
AUGGCCUUUCUUGCCGGUUUCGUUCUCCUUGGCGCAGCCGAAGCGGCGGUGCACAGUGGCUAUUUGUACGAUAAGCUUUGUGUGGAUGAAGGUGUUGGCAUUGAUGGCGUGGACAGCCGGACGGAGCCGGAAAAGCACACAUUGGACUGCUUGUUGUUCUCGCCCUGCAUUGAAUCCGGGUAUGGCAUCCUGACCAGACCAGAAGGCCAGAGCCAUUAUUCCAUGGAUGUACUGCUGUCAGCACAAGGCAAUGCAGAUGUCAUCACCUGGUUGACCACACAGGAAUACUUGGGCAACCACGUAGAGAUUAGUGGGCUCUACGACUCGCAGGGGCGACUGCAUGUGGACACCAUCAAGCGCUUGAACGAUGGCAGCAUCUGGAAUGGCUCGGGUGAAGGCUCUGGUUCUGAGACCUCGACUUUUGGGAUCUCGACUUCUGCUGCUUUGGUGACUUCAGCUGCUGGCUGCAGUUCCAUGCUGCUGGCGACCACGCUGAUUGUCUUAUUCCGUCUCUGA